Molecule: messenger RNA, 770 nt
Organism: Lobosporangium transversale
Lineage: Eukaryota; Fungi; Mortierellomycota; Mortierellomycetes; Mortierellales; Mortierellaceae
Exons: 1
Coding region: 92-685 (197 amino acids)
Source: RefSeq, a predicted model, not a curated record
GUCCCUGGCUGAUUGUCGAUAUAUCAUAUGAUAUAUGAGUUGAUCUUCCUUAGUUUAAUUGUCGCUAUUUCUUUUCAACAGCCUUAACGCUAUGUCGACUGCGGGCAAGAGCAGGAAAACUGUCUUGGGUCAGGGUGGACAAGCUAGGCACCCCGACAUUGUGGGCCGUACGGAGGAGGGACAUGAAGCAUACUAUGGAGAACUCAAGGGCAUGCACCCUUCGACGCAGCUGAAGAAUGCCGAUACCCUCAGAAUUGCAGUCUUCACAAAAGACAGCCUCGACAACCUACUUCCAGAACUAGAAGAGGAACUGCCACUUAUAAGCUUUCAGUCUAUCGGCAACGACAUAGUAUUUUUCCUUGGCGCAAGGAUUGGCAAUACUGUCAUCCAUGCGAGGAUCUCAGACCUCAAAAUGCCGAUCUGUUUAUCUGAGCUUAAGUCGGUUGAUCAGCUGUUUUUCUUCCGGCUAUUCCAGAUUCAAUCAUUGGUUCGACUUACCAGCAAGCGCUUAAAGCAAAAGCGACAGGAGCACAUUGGAGACAGUAGUGCAUUUCCGACGUUGGAUACGCCUUAUCGGAAUAUGGUGAUGAGAAUUCGGUCCGGGGAGGGGGUGGUCAGACGCAGGGGCCGGGAAUCCGUGGAGGGGGGGGAAGUUAAGCGCAGGAAGGGUAUAGUGGAGGCAUGAAUGAAGUACAGUCCGCCCCGCUUGUCAAUGGAUUCUCAUUUAAUUUAAUCGAAUAAACAAAAAUGAACUUUUCUUAUAUUUCAUG